This is a messenger RNA of Histoplasma capsulatum G186AR, 450 nucleotides long. RefSeq lists its product as uncharacterized. The transcript has a single exon. The coding region runs from base 1 to 450 and encodes 149 amino acids. NCBI's taxonomy places the organism in Eukaryota, Fungi, Ascomycota, Eurotiomycetes, Onygenales, Ajellomycetaceae. The record is from RefSeq and is a predicted model, not a curated record.
AUGUCAACCUCCACCCGAGCCGAUACGGCCCGCACGUCCGAUAACUCCCAAGCCAACGCUCAGCAAAGCGCGGCCUCGCGCCAGAGGACCGCCAACCAGUCUGGGCUUGGUCAGCAGCAGGAAAUAAGUCGAUGGAGCCCAAAUACCUCAAGCCGAGCAACGAGCACUGUUGGAGACACCGCGCAGGGCCCAUCCCGCAUGCAACACUCUGCUGGUAGCACUACUGCCACCCGCGGUUCUCCUACGAGCAAUACGACCAGCAAUAUUUCAAACAAAGGCAAUGUUGAGGCGGCAAGGGAAAGAACACUAUCUGCCUUGGAACAUGGUGCACAAUUUGCACCGGACUCAGAAAGGAAUGCUGAGACACUGAUUUCUGCUGUAACCCAAAACCCUCAAGCAGCUCAACAGUUGAGCAGCAGUGGUCGUCACGCACAAGAUAGAAGGAGAUAA